GUUAGCGCUUGUGACGUGUAGGACUCUAUUUUUAUGCAGUAGACUGAUAAAUAUCAAGGCGUAUGACAGAGGCAUACGUUUAAUGCGUAUGAACAAAAAUCAUAUGCGGGUGUCUACUGCGCAGAGCGUCAGCGCAGGCUGUUGCCGUUGACAACAGGAUCUCUGGAACGGAACUGUCCGUCACGUGACAAGGAAACUAAACGCGCGGAACUUAGUUACCCAAACACUCUUUUUCACUCAUAUUUUGGGCAUUUUACUGCAACACCAACAGUUUAGGAUGUAGUAAAGUGUUUUUUAACGUUGUUUAAAACGAAAUUGUAAUGCUUUAGUUCUGUUACUUGUGGCGUCGUGAUUUAAUAUCAUGUACAGUGACCUUAGAAAGUUACUUCCACGACCCAGACCGACCAGUGUCCGACCUAACGGUGAAACCAAACUUGUUCGGGAUGUCUAUACAAGAAAGGUUCCCUACAGAGUUGGAUAUAACUGGAACAGAGGCGGAAGACUCAAGGAGCUGAGAAUAAGGCAUUUGGCAAGAAAGUUUCUGAAAAUAUGGAUGAAGAAUACCUUUGGCCGAGUUCGUCCUCAUAAGGCCAAGACGUACUACAACAUUGUGAUUCUGCGACGAACCUUUGAAAGCUGGAGGGAUGAGUGGUGGACGUCCAGGAGGGAGUGGAGUCUUGCAUUGAGGGCAGAGUGUCACCACAGGUAUUAUCUUUAUAACCUGGUCUUUCGUAGCUGGCGAACAUUUCUGUCAUUGCAGAGGGAGAAGAAGACCAAACUACAGCAUGCUCAGACAUUUGCUGACAGGCAACACAUGCGUCUUGUCUGGGACAGGUGGAAGGUUUUUAUAGAGAUGAGGCGCAUGAAGAAGAGGAUGCUUGCAUCAGCUCUUGAGCUGAACAGACACGUGACUCUACGUUCUGCGUGGUGUUUAUGGCAGGCCAGGCUACAGCAAUGUCAUGAACUUGAUGCUUUGGAAGGCCAAGUUCUAAAACGGCGUGCUUUGACUUUACAGAGAAAGGCUUGGUUCCAGUGGAAGGAAAUGCAUGCAGCUGCCUGUCGUCAGAAGGAGAAAGAGUCCGAGGCUUCACUUCACUUCAUUCUCACACAGAAAAGAAAAGCAUUGCAUCAGUGGAUACGUUAUGUAUCCUUUUGCCAAAACAAAAAGAAGUCAAAAGCUGUGGCUGAGCGCGCAGUGUAUCUUCAUUUGGUGAAGGCGUGUUGGAGUAAGUGGAGCAAUGCGUUGCAUCAACGAUGGAGUGAAGAAGAGCGUUUACAAACUUCAAGUAAUUUGUCUAAACGGAGCAUCCAACGCAGAGCUCUGGAUCGAUGGAAAGUUUAUGUGACGCUGUGCCGAGAAGAAGCUGAAAGAAACCGUAUGGCAAGUCAACAUUACCAUCAUCAUUUACUGAAUGCUGGAUUACAGGGACUCUCUAUUAACAUCAUGUGGAAUAAAACAAACAGAUUGAACAACAACAUGGCUGUCCAGCAUUACCAUCAAACUACAUUAUGUAAGUCCUGGAAGCUGUGGCAGGACAGUCUGGAGGAAUCUGAAGAUAGGAGUUUUCAGCCACUAACAGAAAUGGCACAGAAAAACUACAGAACAUCCCUGUUAAGCAGCUGUUUAAAAUACUGGAGGGAGAGACUUUCUCAACAAAGGCACCUGAAGGAACUGGAACAUCGUGCAGAAAUUUGGUUUACAGAGCGCAUGUUGCCCCGUGGCUUCAACUCAUGGGUUGAGUUCACUCUUCAAAGCAGACUUUGUAAACAAAGGAGGCAAAAGGCAGAGGUCUACAAUCAACAGCGCCAGUACAUGUGGGUAUUUUACACCUGGUGGGGACAAUCAGAGAAACUGAGAGCACAGAGGCUUUCAGAGCAGACGGCAGUUCUUCAUGAGAGACGAUGCUGCACGCAGAGAGCCUGGUCUCGUUGGAGGCAAAGGACCAAGCAGCAGAUCCAGGCAGUCGAAAAAGAGAAGGCUUUGGACCAUCUGUACCGGUCUAGGCUUCUACACAAGGCAUUGACAGAUUGGAAGGACAACAGCACGGAGAUUCGAGAAAGGAGAAACAGAGAGCAGCAGGCCUGUCAUCAGGGUGACCUGCGCUGCUUGAAAUGGGCUGUGGAAAAAUGGAAAAAGUUUGUUCACAGCCAGAGAAUGAAGAAGAGCAAAUUGGCUCAGAUACAGCGCUACAAUGAACGUAAACUUCUCAAACACACAUUUGUAGCCUGGAAGUCACAUCACUCACAGAUGUCGCGCAUCCACGCCCAUGCAAAUGAACUUAACACAAGGCAAACACAGAACUUCCACAGGAUGGUUCUCUCAACGUGGAGGGAAAAUACGAUGCUGCUGGCAGAGGACCGGCUCAAGGAGCAACAAGCACAGAAUCACUUUCAGAAUGUUCUUCAACUUAAGGUGUUUUUUGCUUGGAGAGAAGCAGCACAACAUGCAGUGUCAAGGCGACACCAGCAAGAGGAAACCAUCAGCAGAGCUCAGAGGUCCAUAAACCAAGUGCGGCUGCUGUGGUCUUUCAGGCAGUGGAGGAAGCAAACCAGAGAAGGUCAGAGGGAGAGGAUGUGUAUGGAAAAAGCCAGGCUGCACCAUAACGCUAAGAUUCUCUGUAAAGCACUGAAAGGAUGGAAAACACAUCACGUUCAACACCGGAAGAAUAAGGUGAUGAAACGACAGGGAGUGUUGUUACUGAGGCUAAAGAUGUACCAGACCUACUUUGAGCAGUGGAAAAUAAAGCUGCUGCACAGCAGGAGGGAAGCCAAGCAGACGGAGCGUGCACUCUGGCAUUGGUCCCUCACACUUCAGGCCAAGGUGUUGUAUGGAUGGAGGCUGUGGGUCACAGAUCAACGUAGGAAGCAGGAGCAGGCGGCCAUUGCUGCACAGAUCUACAGAGACAAGCUGCUGAAGGAGGGAGUGACAUGCAUUCUUACAUAUGCUGCUCAAAUGAACGAUCUCACAUCCACAUUGACGCACCUCAGCCAAGAGCAGAGAUCACGUCAUCUGCAGAGAGUAGUUAAGCGCUGUGCUAUGCGGUGGAAGCAACGGGCCCUAUGCAAAUCACCAGAAAAGCGAAAAGACCACGGGAAAGCACCAAAUAAGAGUGUGACCUUCCAUUUGACGACACCUGGACUGAGGAGCCUCUCUACGUCGGAGUCGUUAGAGCAGGAAGCUGAAGAUGGGAGACUUCUCAAGCAGAUUCCUCCCUGCAUGCCCCGCCGCCAGCCACGCCGCCGCGAGGAACUGUUUGGGUCACCACAGACAGAAAUGUCAUUUAAAAACACUCAGAGGACAUGUGAUAUCAACAGUGCUGAAACAUCGUCGAAACUCAGAGAAGACAGUCGUUCAUCAUACACCUCCACACAUCAAACCACCAUCACCUCUGCAGACGUAGUUCAACCUAACAAAUGCACAACCCAAAGUCAAGAUGUUCUUUUACCCCCUUCUGCCUUCAUGACCACUGCAACCAAAGUUAUGGCCAGUAGCUCAGGUUAUGGACAUGCUCGACUUGCCACUUCAUUUAAACAUCACUCAUCAGUUCAUUCAGCUGUACGUCCAAGAGCAUCUUGUGGAGAAACUGUAGCAGAUGCAACAGUCGAUCCAGCUUCAGCUUUAACAAAAGAACUGAUGGACAUUCAGCUGGAGAUGAAGAACUUUCAACAGGACAAGAAGCAGCUCCGUGCAUGGCAAAAACUCAAAGAUGUUUUAGAAAAUUGGCUGCAGAUGAGUGGAAAGGAAGAACAAAUGGAGAAAAAUGAGACUCUGCAAGAGCUGAAGCAGCUGGAGCAGCGCAUUGACAAACUGUCCUCCAAAGUGGCCAAACAGAAACCAGCCAUGUUACUGCAUGUAGAGAGGAUCCAGCAUUUACAGACUGUCCUCCAAACUUCAGGAGUUUCUCUUCUGCUCCAACAAACAAAGGAGGUGGAAACUACACACUCUGUGUUGACAACAUGACAGGAAACCAACCUGCCCCACACACACUCGAGGGAUGAUUGUUUGGACUCUUGUUUGUCUGUCACUAUCACUUUUAUUAUUUUGGAGACUGAACUGAACUGAAAUAUUUUGGCACAUUGUUCCUAUCACCUGCUUAUAAGAAACAAAUGAUACCUUAGUGUCCAGGUAAUUUAGCAUAUUUUUGUUGAAUAUAUAGUGGAAACAGUCCAAUUGACAUAGUAAAAUCAUUAGUCAGGUAUAUUAAAUCAAUCGCCAAUUCAACGUCCACCCUGUAAAUAUGCAAAACAUUUGAUAGGGGUUGUCUUUGUAGCAGAUGGUGCUAAAUAUCUUCCAUAUGUGAGCAAGAAGUGAUUGUACUUUUUUCCAGAGAAGCUGCUCUUGCGUAAUAGCUUUACUGUUUCUUGUUAGUACCAGCGCUUGUCAAACUGGGAAAAAUCUAUUCAGGAAAAUUAGUUAUUUCAGACCUGUGGAAAGCAGAGUUGUCUAGAUCACUGAUCUGAUGAUGAGGAUGCGAGGACUUUACCCUCUUUUACUGCUGUUGGCCUUUGUCUGCUGCAUCAGGGGUACGUUUCAUUACUGUCUGUCUUUUGUUCACGUUUAUUGUUAUUAAUCUUUUAGUUAUUGCUUUAUAUUGUCGUAUUUGCAUUUCAGAACAUUAAACUAAAUUUAAUAUUGCAUUAAUAAAUUUUAUUUAAUAAAAAGUACCCUAAUGGUUUACUGA
This is a messenger RNA of Betta splendens (Siamese fighting fish), 4682 nucleotides long. RefSeq names its product SFI1 centrin binding protein (gene sfi1). The transcript has 31 exons. Gene Ontology annotation, molecular function: phosphatase binding. NCBI's taxonomy places the organism in Eukaryota, Metazoa, Chordata, Actinopteri, Anabantiformes, Osphronemidae. The coding region runs from base 362 to 3961 and encodes 1199 amino acids. The record is from RefSeq and is a predicted model, not a curated record.